AACUAAUUUCCUCGAUCAUCUAUCGUCAUAAUGUUUAGUGCAUCCUCAAUCUGAGAGUCUAAAAAAAAUGUACCUUUGGUCUAAGCAAAAAUCGCAGUGGCAGUUUUCACGUAGCUUUCAUUGUCAAAAUGUUUAUUUAAUCAUCCAUCCAAAUUCGUUGUGUAACACAAGACUCUCACGAUGGCUUCCCAACGGUGCCCUAGUCCACGUGGUCCUCGACGCACCUGGGGUGCCAGACACUCACAACCGGCCCCUAGUCCACUUCCCAGUUGGUGCGCCACUCCCGACCCCGUCGUACCUUUUUCACCUCCUCGUAGAGAACCUGGUGCACUUCCCAGUUGGUGCGCCACUGCUGACCCCGUCGUACCUUUCUUACCUCCUCGUAGAGAACCUGGUGCACUUCCCAGUUGGUGCCGCAACCCCCCUCCCUUUGAACCCUUCUCUCCUCCUCCCUUCCGACCCCCCCAACGCCAUGGUUCAUCUCCCGAUUUGUGCGAGAGCCCCGACGAAUACCAUUCCUCCUCCCCUUCUUCCAGCGGAUCCCCCCAUUCCUCGUUGUCACCUCACAGUCCGUGCGCCAGCCCCGAUAGCUAUCAAUCCUCUCCUUCUCCCCGCCAGUCCCCUGAUUGGUCACCCCAAGUGGCUCACUCCGCUACUUGGUCACCCCAAGCGGCUCACUGCUCUGAUUGGUCACCCCAAGUGGUUCACUCCCCUGAUUGUUCACCCCAAGCGUCUCACUCCUCUGAUUGGUCACCCCAAGUGAUUCACUCCCCUGAUUGUUCACCCCAAGCGUCUCACUCCCCUGAUUGGUCACCCCAAAUGGCUCACCCCUCUCAUUGGUCACCCGAAGAGCCUUGCUCCCCUGAAGACUCGGACGAGUCAUGGGUUUCACAUCCCAGUUGGUGCGCCAGCAGUGACGAGCUCGAAUCCUUCGCCCCUUUGGCCAAGGGCGAAGUUCGUAAGCGCGGAAAAAGAGACACUCACAUACCCUACAGGGACAUCGACGGCCACGCCACCGUGGCAGAUUUUCGCCACCUAGGGCACCUCCCCGAAAGCUUCAGCCCGAAGGGCCCAAGUCUUCGCAACACCUUACCCUUCACAGCGGCCCAGGCACGACGCCAAUGGUUGCCUGAACACUUGGGGAACUUGGCCCUUCCUGCGUCGCCGUGUUCAGGCUCGGAGAGCCCUGGCUCGACGCCGCAGAAACUUCCCGCAUAUUCGCUGAGCUCUUCCGACUAUUCCGGGAGCCCUUGCUCGCCGGCGGGGAGCCCUGCCGCAUAUUCGCGGAGCCCUUCCGCAUAUUCCGGCAGCCCUUCCGCAUAUUCCGGCAGCCCUUCCGCAUAUUCCGGCAGCCCUUCCGCAUAUUCCGGCAGCCCUUCCUCAUAUUCCGGGAGUCCUUGCUCGCCGUCGGGGAGCCCUUCUCCACAUUCGAGGAGCCUUUCCCCAUAUUCAAGGAGCCCUUCCCCACAUUCGAGGAGCUCUUCCCCACGUUCGAGGAGCCCUUCCCCACGUUCGAGGAGCCCUUCCCCAUAUUCGAGGAGCCCUUCCCCACAUUCGAGGAGCUCUUCCGCACCUUCAGGGAGCCCUGGCUCAUUGACGUCCCCCAGGAGCAGGAUCACGUUGAGUAUCACGCCUGGGUAUCCCGAGACCACGGUGAACAUCUCGUCGGACGACUCCUACCAGUCGGCGGACGAACAUUGGGAGUCACCUAGUUUCGCCGUCCAGCGGGCGGCGCACUCGACGCCUGCUGCCUGGUGCCGGGCUAGUCCGAUCAGCGAAUCUUCGAUGUAUGACAGCGCGAGAAGCGAUACGCAGCACUCUUCGUAUUUUUCGGGAAUCGAGUCCGAAGAUGAACGUCUUGUGGACUACGAGGACGCCAGGUGCUCGGUGGCUCCGGACCGGUCGCAGGAGGCUUCGUUUCGGCUGAACAGGCCGUCGAGGUUCCACACGCCACCUCCUAAUCUGGGAAGCUCAUCGAUGCAAACGUCGCAGGUUCUGACGACGGCGAAGGCGCCAUCGAAGAGUGCGUGUGGGCGGAGUGUGAAGUUGGCAGUGCAUGCGGGGAACAAGUCUAGAUGAAAGUUUGACUCAUGGUUAUGAGGGGAUGCGUGGUGGUUGGAGAGACCAUCGUCGACAACACUGAAUUAUAGCUGAAUUUUAUAUGAAAUAAAGAACCGAGUUUUGUA
Molecule: messenger RNA, 2186 nt
Organism: Zophobas morio
Lineage: Eukaryota; Metazoa; Arthropoda; Insecta; Coleoptera; Tenebrionidae
Product: DNA-directed RNA polymerase II subunit RPB1-like
Exons: 2
Coding region: 181-2079 (632 amino acids)
Source: RefSeq, a predicted model, not a curated record